GUGGAUGCUUCCGACAAUUCGCCGUCAGUCGCGAUGUAACCGUAUCAUGAAGCGGCCCCGCGAGAGGCCUACGGGGAAGUUUUACCAAUGUUUAUAAAUUAUUAUAAAGCGUUAAUAAACGUUCAUUUUUCAGUACUUAAUAACAUUAACAAAUAAUAUAUUCAAUUGGCCCUUUAUCAGUUUUUGCCACUAAAUUUUAAUAUUUGAUAUUGCUACAUACAAAAAUAAACGUUGUAUGACUGAGUGGACCAUGUAAAGAGCCACUCUUGCCAUCAAGUAAAAGAAAUUCAUACAGGAUGACGCCCACCGGUGGAAGAUCCCGGACAGUUUCGGAGACAAACGCGACCGCGGUAUCAAUGCCCUUGACAGAAUCAGCUGAUGACUGUCAUGAAAUAACAAUUUUGGACGAAGCCACGGAAGGCGGACGUUUGCCGGACGUCGUCGCUGAAAGCAGAUUUCGUGAUGAUAGCGAUGAAGAACAACUUGAGUCUUAUCUCGCCAUUACAAUUCAAGUUUUUAUUCCUUUCCUUGUUGCGGGUCUUGGUAUGGUCGGAGCUGGUCUUGUUCUUGACCUUGUUCAGCAUUGGAUAGUGUUUGAAAAAGUAAACGAACUCAUGAUCCUGGUACCUGCGCUGCUGGGGCUCAAAGGAAAUUUGGAGAUGACUCUCGCAUCACGACUUUCAACUCAAGCUAAUCUUGGUCACAUGGACGCGCCUAAGCAGCAGUGGUACAUGAUAGUCGGAAACUUAGUCUUAAUUCAGUGUCAAGCAAUCGUAGUCGGUUUUCUGGGAUCAGUCGUAGCAAUUCUAAUGGGAGCAGUGAAGAACGGAACAGUAUCAUUAGACCACGUGUAUCUUUUAUGUGCAAGCAGUUUAGUCACCGCAUCCCUGGCAUCAUUUGUCCUCGGAUUAAUCACAGCUGGAGUAAUUGUCUUCUCUCGUCACUGCAACAUAAAUCCUGACAACGUAGCCACGCCGAUAGCAGCCAGUCUAGGCGACAUAACGUCGUUAGCACUGCUAUCCUGGAUUUCCACGAUUCUGUACGAAGCUAUCGGUAAGCAGGACUGGUUAGCGCCUCUGAUAAUCGCCUGCUACAUCCUGGUAACGCCGCUCUGGGUGUGGAUAGCUAAGCGCAAUAAGUACACCAACGACGUGCUGUAUUCCGGGUGGACGCCGGUGAUGGUGGCAAUGCUGAUCAGCAGUUGCGGAGGCUUGAUCCUAGAUUUUAUGGUAUCAAGAUUCGAGACACUGACUGUGUUUCAGCCGGUGAUCAAUGGUGUAGGUGGUAAUCUGGUUGCGGUCCAGGCCUCAAGAAUAUCGACAGCUUUGCACAAACAAGCUGAUCUUGGCACGCUAUUGAUACCACCUGGACACACUCAUCCAGUGAUAUUCAUAACACCAAUCGCUAAUUUUUUUGGCAAAGGACAUCAUUCAAGAACGACACGGGUGCUGAUGGCGAUGGUCAUUCCCGGUCAUAUUAUAUUUAUUUACAUGAUUAAAUAUAUGAAAGACGGUGAUACUGCAUUGACACCACUCUUUGUAUUUGUUUACCUCUGUGCGGCGAUGCUACAAGUCGCGGCGUUGCUCUACAUCGCGUAUAUCAUGAUUCACUGGAUGUGGAAGCGGAAAAUAGAUCCAGACAACUCAGCGAUUCCUUAUCUGACGGCCAUGGGAGAUCUUCUAGGUAUCAGCUUACUAGCCAUAGCUUUUCAAUUUUUGUAUCUCGUUGGAGAUCAAGACUACGACGGUGCCAUUUAGAGCCUCAACAUCUUUCAAUAUUUAUUUUUUUAAAUCAAAAUAUUCAGCCAAUUAUAAAAGAUUUAAUGAAUGAAUGAUUCGAGUUUUUUUAUUUUUUAAUUAACGCGCUGGUUCAGACAAUAGAUAUUUUUUAUUAACAGUUAGUUUUUUUAUGUAUGAGUAUUUUGUUAUCAAGGAAGAUCUUCCAUGCUUGAUGAUGAAUUAUUAAAGAUAAAAAUAAGACGCAAUGGCCUUCCGAGAUGUUUUGAUAGAAAAGUAGAUUAAAGAUUUUUAUUUUUUAUAUUUUUGAUAUUAAUGAUCUGAUAUUAAUUCUUUUGAUGACUAAUUUUUUUUAAGAGUCUAUUUGCCAAUUUUUUGAUUUUUUUCGCUUUUAAUAAUUAAAAUAUUGUGGUAAUUUUUUUCUGGGAAUUUUUUAAAAUACGCACAUUAAAUUCUUAAAAAUAUUUUUAAUAAUUGGAAUUAAAAAUUGUCAAAUUUCUGCUAUGUGAAUUUUAGUUCGACUGUUAUUAAAAAUAAAAAUUUGCAAAUAAACUCUUGAAACGAUAAUAAUAAUAAUAAUAUUAAUAAAUAAACAUAAAAAUGAUGUCAUUAAAAUGAUUAAUAACAACGAACAUUAAAAAAACAACCUUUAAUCUGCUAACACUAAAAAAGUAGAUUAAUUCGAAGUUGAUACAAUAAAAGUAUGCCUUCGAAUAGUUGCCUUCAUAAAUAAAAGAACUUGAAUAAUAAAAAUAAAUAAUGAAAAGACCUUCCGUUAAUUUAAAAGCAUAUAUUGUAUGUUUUUUUAGAAUGAAUGUUAACUAGUAUUAAUUACUAAUAAAUUAAUAAUUAAUUGAAGUAUGGAAAUUAUUGAAAUGCUUCUAGGUAAAUUUUAAAUGAAAAUUAGCAAAAUUUCACUAGACAAUUUUUAAUGGAAUUUAAAUGAAAAUAAUUAUGAAAUUUAGGCAAUUAAUUAGCUUAAAUUGAUAUCAAAAAAUUGUAAAUGUGGAAUUGGAUUUAUGUCGUUAUUAACUGCAGUUACUCAGGCUAUUUAAUAUUAGUAAAAUUGUUAACAUUUAAUUGCUUUUAAUUAUGCAAGUAAAAUUUAUUAUAAAUAUUUUUUUUUUUUUUUAAUUAAAAAACGAAUCUCGAAAUCAGAAAACAAAACGAGUUCGAUUUGAUAAAUUGUAUAAAUAAUAUUUUAAAGUUUUUAAUUAAAUAUUGUUAUUAAUUGAUUAAUUUGUUAAGUUAAUUAAUAAAAUUGUUAUAAAUGCAAUGUACAUAUUAUAAAUAUUGAAUGAUAUAUAAGUCAAUUUUUAUUUAAGGACUAAUAUUUAGUCCUUGACAAUACGGAAGUCAUCAUAAGUGAAUAUAUAAACUAUAUACAUAUUUAUACAUGAGUUUUCCCGGUUAGAUAUUUAAAAUACUUUUUUUUUAAACAUAAUUGCAGUAUUAUUCAAUAACUGUAUUGAUUAACGUUUCAAUUUACAUGAGAAUUAUUAAUUUUAGAUUU
Messenger RNA from Cotesia glomerata, 3249 nucleotides. Its product is annotated as solute carrier family 41 member 1-like. The coding region runs from base 297 to 1757 and encodes 486 amino acids. The record is from RefSeq and is a predicted model, not a curated record. Gene Ontology annotation, molecular function: monoatomic cation transmembrane transporter activity. Gene Ontology annotation, biological process: monoatomic cation transport. The transcript has 4 exons. Lineage: Eukaryota; Metazoa; Arthropoda; Insecta; Hymenoptera; Braconidae. Gene Ontology annotation, cellular component: plasma membrane.